AUGAUUGCUCAAGUUUAUGCCGAUGAUAUUGUCUUUGGAUCUACGACAAAUAAGUUAAAGAAUGAAUUUGUGGAGUUCAUGCAUUCAAAAUUCGAGAUGAGUAUGGUAGGGGAGCUGACAUACUUCCUUGGAUUGAAAAUCAAGCAAUGUACUGAUGGGAUAUUUCUGAACCAAAUGAAUAAUGCAAAGAAUAUGGUUAAGAAGUUUGGUAUGAAGAGUUCUAAGACUGUUAGAACACCGUUGGGACAACAAGACAAGCUGUCUACGAAUGCUGAAGGAAAGGAUGUCGAUCAGAAAUUGUAUAUGAAUCACUUGAAAGCCGCAAAGAGAAUUUUGAGGUAUAUUCAUGGAACUUCCGAACUUGGAUUGUGGUAUUCUAAGAGAUCAUCACUUGAUGUAAUUGGAUUCACUGAUUCCAAUUGGGCCGGAUGCCGUGAUGAUCAGAAGAAAGUGGAGUAUGUAGCUGCUGGAAGUUGUAAUGCACAAUUGUUAUGGAAUAAGAAAAUGUUGGAGGAUUAUGGUAUUGAGAAUGAGUCGUUUAUACUGUGGUGUGACAACACCAGUGCAAUCAACAUAUCAAAAAAUCCACACAUUGAGACUGAUUUUCAAAAGGCAGACAUCUUUGACCUAGCCAUUGGAUUGCGGGUGGCACGGGGUAGUGAGACUGUGGCGAACAUUGUACUUGACAAGAAGUGUAGCGAAUCUCUUGUUGACAAAAUGGAGAUCAACGGCCUCGACCCAUUUGCUGACUUAAUUGACUGA
This is a messenger RNA of Andrographis paniculata, 762 nucleotides long. RefSeq lists its product as uncharacterized. Lineage: Eukaryota; Viridiplantae; Streptophyta; Magnoliopsida; Lamiales; Acanthaceae. The transcript is spliced from 5 exons. The coding region runs from base 1 to 762 and encodes 253 amino acids. The record is from RefSeq and is a predicted model, not a curated record.